Messenger RNA from Striga hermonthica, 357 nucleotides. NCBI's taxonomy places the organism in Eukaryota, Viridiplantae, Streptophyta, Magnoliopsida, Lamiales, Orobanchaceae. The record is from the annotation of a GenBank genome assembly.
AUGUCGAGGUCGAUGCUGAUAAUUCUACUGCUGAUGGUAUUGGUCAUCACGUCCCAAUUUGAGUGGAGGCAACAGUUUGGGAGUGACAUGGAUACAAAUCCAAGGGAUCCUCAAAAGCAGCUCACAGUCUCGAAAAGAGAGGAAGAAGUUAAAGAGAAGAUUAUCCUGACACAGGAAAAGAACAUCCAUAGGCUGAACGAGGCUGUACUGAAUCUCAAGGAACAGCUCAAAAAAUGUGUUUGCUAUAACGUGACAUCAAAAAACACUCUCAACUCGUUGGCCGAAAAUGUUAUUGGGCUCGAAGAAGAGCAGAUUGUGGAUGAGUUCGACCAGCAGGAAGAAAUUCCAGUGGACUAG